Molecule: messenger RNA, 1248 nt
Organism: Dreissena polymorpha
Lineage: Eukaryota; Metazoa; Mollusca; Bivalvia; Myida; Dreissenidae
Product: sushi, von Willebrand factor type A, EGF and pentraxin domain-containing protein 1-like
Exons: 9
Coding region: 1-1248 (415 amino acids)
Source: RefSeq, a predicted model, not a curated record
AUGUUUGUAAAUGUCUUUGAUCUUCAGAAUGUGUCCCUCGAGUAUUUCCGAUGCUACUGUGGAUAUGACUUGUACGGUCUUAAGAUUCCGGAAUCAGAGUGUUAUCGAACUUGUUAUCCAGGUGACUGGCCGUGUGGAAGACACAACGGAUACUUAAGCGUCUAUAGAAACGAAGACUGUUUUUCUUUGCCCACAAUUCUGAAUGGAGCAUACACUCUUUUUAACACAACAAAUACCACGUACGGAUCGCUAGCAAGUGUGACAUGUGAUGCUGGAUAUGAAUCGAACGUUAGCCAGAUUAUGUGUCAGCGAAAUGCUUCUUGGGAAACAGCAAACUGCGUUUUAAAAGACUGUGGCCCCAUUCCCAGAACUUUCAAAGGAAUGUUCACUCUUUUAAACGCUUCAAAAACCACGUACGGAUCGCUAGCAAAUGUAACAUGUGACGCCGGAUAUGAAUCGAAUGUUAGACACAUAAAGUGUCAGGAAAAUAUGACUUGGGAACCAGCAUUUUGCAGCCCAAAAGAUAGUAGGCCGUUUGGAGGUGCAGGACUACUCUCUAGCGCCAAUAGUAUCGAAGGUUGUGUGUUACCCCCUAAAACUCUGAAUGGAUUGUACACUCUUCUGAACACAAAGAACACCUCGUACGGAUCGCUGGCAAAAGUGACAUGUAAUGCUGGAUAUGAGUCAAAUGUAAGCCAGAUUAUGUGCCAAGCAAAUGCUACGUGGCAAACAGCAAUUUGCAACCCAAAAGACUGUGGUUCCAUUCCCACAAUUCUACAUGGAGUAUACACUCUUUCGUACACAACAAGCACCACGUACGGAUCGCAAGCAAAUGUGACAUGUAAUGCUGGAUAUGAAUCGAACGUUAAUCAGAUUAUGUGUCAGGCAAAUGCGAUUUGGGAGACAGCAAACUGCGUUUUAAGAGACUGUGGCCCCAUUCCUAGAACUUUCAAAGGAAUGUUCACUCUUUUAAACGCUUCAAACACCACGUACGGAUCGCUAGCAAAUGUAACAUGUGACGCCGGAUAUGAAUCUAAUGUUAGACACAUAAAGUGUCAGGAAAAUAGGACGUGGGAACCAGCAUUUUGCAGCCCAAAAGCCGAUGAAAAUAAAGAGCAAUCGUCGACAAUUAUAUGGAUUCCAACUACGUUAGGGUUAUGUCUGCUAAUAGUUGGCUCCACCACCACUGCUUGUUUGUGUCUCCGAAGGAAGAAAAAGAAGAGGGCCCAAGAAGACAUUGAACAGUAA